AUGGCUGCGUCGAGGAAUGACAACGAAGAACAGGAGGAGGAGGAUGUGGCAGAGUUAACCUUCCCGAAAGAGUUUGAAAACGCAGAAACGCUCCUAACCUCUCAAGUGCACAUGCUACCGCAUAGCAGAAAAUCGCAAAACAAAAACUCGGAGCACGAGUUGGAUAUCUCAAACAAUUUUCUGAAGACCCUCGCCUACACGGAGAGGUUUUCUCUUUGUAUGUCUCUUUGUAUGUCUCUUUCUCACUUUGUCUCCGUUUUUCCAUUUUUUUCUACAUUUAUUGAUAUUGAUGUGACUCUGGCAAAAUUCGCAUUUCUCUUGUGA
Helobdella robusta is the source of this 324-nucleotide messenger RNA. RefSeq lists its product as hypothetical. The transcript has a single exon. Gene Ontology annotation, molecular function: nucleotide binding. NCBI's taxonomy places the organism in Eukaryota, Metazoa, Annelida, Clitellata, Rhynchobdellida, Glossiphoniidae. The record is from RefSeq and is a predicted model, not a curated record. The coding region runs from base 1 to 324 and encodes 107 amino acids.